AUGCAGUGCGAAAGCGCUAAAUUCUUGGACAAUCCUUUUACUAUGAAGGAGUUACUCUUAGCUAUUGAUUCAGCCAAAACUAGAUCAGCUCCAGGGGCCGACCCGAUUGACUAUAACAUCAUUAAGAACUUAACACCGGAUACGGUCUUUCUGUGCUAUUACAAAUCUAUAACAACCUUUUUUGUCAAGGAAUUUUCCCUGCGGAAUGGAAUAAGUCAAUGGUCGUCCUUAUCCCUAAACCAAAUGGAAAAGGGCGCCUUCAUUAAUAACGCCCUUACUAUAUGUGCAUUUUUGGACAUCGAGGGAGCGUUCGACAACAUGAUUCCUUCUAUUUUAAUUGAAGAUUUACAACGUCUUGGGAUCCCGCCCAAAACUGUUAAAUUCAUAAGUAACCUUCUUUUCAACAGACAAAUCACGUUCAUUUGUGAUGGCGUGCUUAAAGGUCCAUACAUCACUUUGAAAGGUACUCCUCAAGAGGGCUUGGAAGUUUCCCCCUCAAAAACCCAAUGGAUGCUCUUUACAAAGAAGAGACAGGACAUUGAACUACACAUUCAGAACAUAGAAAUUCCUAGAGUACAAUCUGUCAUCUUUCUGGGCUUCACUCUCGACCCCAAGUUGAGCGGCAAAGAGCAUCUAAAAACCUUGGUUAAUAAGAGACAUAAUCUUACUAAUAUAUUAGCAGCUCUCGCAGGCACUAAAUGGGGAUCUCAUCCAAGCUUACUUCUCAUUCUUUAUAGAGCUGUAUUUCGCUCUGCUAUCGAAUACGGAUGUCAAGUGUUCAAGCUCAAGGGCAAUAAGACAGAAUUUUUACAAUUGGAAAGAUUAGUCAACAGAAACCUGCGUCUUGCUUUCGGAUUCCGACUAUCUACACCUAUUAGCGUCAUUAUGGCCGAAGCAAAGGAAACUCCUCUUAACAUUAGAUUUGGCUAUAUGACCUCGAAGUUCAUCUAUAAGGCUUUCUCCAGGAAGAACUCCCCAGUGCUAUACAGCUUUGAAAGCUUGGAACAGGCUGCAUACUCCCCCUCAAGAAGACAGCGGGCCCUAGCUGUACCCGCGUUCAAAAACUAUAACCACAAUCGCGGUCCCAUUAUUUACACCGAUGGCUCUAAGACCGUUAGAAAGGAUCGCGUGGGCUUCACAAUCUAUUCACCAGAUCUUAACGUUGCAUUCAAGUUCAAGCUUCCUCCGGAGACUUCAAUUUUCUCAGCCGAGUCUUGGACUAUCCUUCAGGCGAUUAAUCUUAUUGAAGAUCGAUGUUGUGACGAGGCUUCCAUCUGUUCUGACUCUUUAAGUGCUCUUCAGGCAAUAUCGUCUCACAAUUCUAGAAAUGCGAACCAUAUUACAUUAGAUAUUAAGGAUCGUCUGUCCUUUUUAACGCAACAUGGUUUCAAAAUUAAUUUUAUUUGGACUCCUGGUCAUAAAGGUAUAAUCAGUAAAGAGACUGCAGAGCACCUUGCCAAUGAGGUCGCCCUUAGUGGACACCGGCCUAAAUUUAAAAUACCAUUUCAAGACUUUUUUAUGAUCUCCAAGCAAUUCCUCAAUACUAAAUUUCAAGCACACUUAGAUCAUUGCGCAACAUUUAAAGGGCAGCUAUAUGAUGAUUUUAUAGAAAUAACUCAGCCAAGCCCUGAUUCUAUCAUAAGACUCUUAAAAGAGAGGAGAUCGUCAUCAUCUCCAGAAUUAGAUCUAACCAUUAUAAUCUAG
Molecule: messenger RNA, 1704 nt
Organism: Acromyrmex echinatior (Panamanian leafcutter ant)
Lineage: Eukaryota; Metazoa; Arthropoda; Insecta; Hymenoptera; Formicidae
Molecular function (GO): nucleic acid binding; RNA-DNA hybrid ribonuclease activity
Source: RefSeq, a predicted model, not a curated record